CCCGGCCCCGGCCCCGGCCCCGGCCCCGGCCCCGGCCCCGGCCCCGGCAGCGAGCUGCUGCUCCCGGAGCCCUACGACGUGCUGUUCGACGUGGCGGUGGAAGCGUACAACAGGGCGGACUGGCUGUCGGUCAUCCUGCACAUGGAGAAGGCGCUGCGCAGCAGAGCGCUGCUCCGCCAGGCGAAGGCGCGCUGCCGGCUCCGCUGCGCCAACCAAACCGCCUUCGGGGAGCCCCUGGCCGGCGUGGGGGUGCCGGUGCCCGGCCUCGGCUCCGUGGAGGACCUGGGCUUCUUCCACAAAAUCCUCAGGCGGGCGGAUUGUGUGAACUCCUGCGAGACGGAGAAGCUCGGCUCGCCCACCCUGCACCACGUCUCCGAGGAAGUGGAGCUGGAGUUUAAGAAGAGGACGCCGUAUAACUAUUUACAAGUCGCUUAUUUCAAGAUCAACAAACUGGACAAGGCAGUGGCGGCGGCCAACACUUUCUUCCUGGCCAAUCCCGAUCACAUGGAGAUGAAGCAGAACCUGGACUACUACAGGAUGAUGGCGGGAGUACGGCCGGAGGACUUCAAGGAUCUGGAGACCAGGCCACACAUGGCCGAGUUUCUGCUGGGGAAACGCGACUACAGCGACGACACUUUUGGCCCGGCGGCGGAGCAUUUUGAAGUAGCCUUGGAGGAAUACUUCACGGCCGACAAGGAAUGUCGAGCUCUGUGUGAGGGAUCCUACCGCUACGAUGGAUACAACUACAUGGAGUACAGCGCAGACCUGUUCCAGACCGUGACGGAUCACUACAUGCAGGUGCUGAACUGCAAGCAGCACUGCUCUGUGGAGCUGGCCUCGGCGGCGGGCAGAGACAAGCCCUUUGAAGACUUUCUGGCCUCUCAGUUCAACUACUUGCAGUUCUCCUACUACAACAGUGAAAAGUAUGAAAAAGCGAUAGAGUGUGCUCGGACGUACCUGCUGUUCCACCCUGCGGACGUGGUGAUGAACCAGAACCUGAAUUAUUAUUCUGUGGUGCUGGGCGAGGAGCAGGCCAAGGGCAUCUCGGCCAGACAGGUGAUCAAACAGUACAUCCAGCAGUCUGUACUGGAGAAAGAGCUGCUCUACUUCGGAUACGAAGCCUUCGGGAUCACCUUCGUAGAUCCGGACCCGUGGACGCCUGAAGAUGUCAUGCCGCAGAAGCUGAGAGACAAACAGAAGGCGGACAAAGAGACGGCAGCGAGGAUCACGGAGGAGAUAGGAAACCUGAUGAAGGAGAUUGAGACUCUGGUUGAAGAGAAGAAGAAGGAUUUCUCAGAUAUGGCCAAUAUGAUAGUACCGCAAGAGGGAGGAGCUCUGCUGUAUGACGAUAUCAAGGUGACCAUGGUGUCCAGCCAGCUGAACGGCUCUCAGCGGGUGCUGCUGGACGGCGUGAUCAGCGAUGACGAGUGCAGGGAGCUGCACCGCCUCUCCAACGCGGCCGCUCUGAAAGGCGAUGGCUACAGGGGGCGGCCUUCCCCGCACACGCCCAGCGAGACGUUCCAGGGAGUCACCGUCCUGAAGGCCGUCAAGCUCGGACAGGAGGGGAAGGUCCCACUGAAAAGUGCGCGCCUGUUCUUCGACCUCAGUGAGAAAGUGAGGAAGGUUCUGGAGUCGUACUUCCACGUGGAGAAGCCACUCUACUUCUCCUACUCCCACCUGGUCUGCCGGGCUGCCAUUGACGAGGAGGAGGAGCGGCAGGACUUGAGCCAUCCAGUUCAUGUGGACAACUGUGUGCUGGUGUCCGAGCUCAACGAGUGUAUAAAAGAGCCUCCUGCAUACACACACAGAGACUACAGCGCCAUCCUUUACUUGAACGACGACUUCGAAGGAGGAGACUUCAUUUUCACAGAGCUGGAUGCAAAAACGGUCACGGCUGAGGUGCGGCCACAGUGCGGUCGGGUUGUCGGGUUCGGAUCUGGGAAGGAAAACCCUCACGGCGUCAGAGCCGUGACUAAAGGUCAAAGGUGCGCCGUGGCGCUCUGGUUCACCCUGGAUCCUGCUCACGAGGAAAAGGAGAGAAUUCAGGCUCAGGAGAUGCUGAAUAUGUUUUCAACGCCUGUGAAUGCAGAGUUUAGUCAGAAAGAGGUGAAUGACACGGCCGAGCCUCAGUCAGUCGGACCGAGCGCUGCCCCGCAGGCUGACCAGGCGCCAACGGAAGAAAAACAAGGCGGUGAAGCAUCAGCACCGAAGCUGGACGCGGCGGCGGCAGCCGAGGCCGAGGCCGCUGCCAAACCCGUCGAGCUGCCCAAGACGAAAGCAGGUGCCGAAAAAAAGGCUAGUAAGGGCAAGACUGCGCCUAAAACAAAGACCAAAGCUGGAAACCAAGCAAAGGCUAAGACAACGGACAAAGUCAAACCUGCUGUCAAAAAAGAUGCAAAACAGACGGUGAAAACACAAACCAAGCAGGUUAAUAAAAAGAAGACGAAGCCUGCGGCGAGCCCGACGGCAGCGGCUGCCUCGGAGGACACGCCGGCCCCCACGCCGGCCCCCAACCCUCAGACCACCAGGGUGGAGCUCUGA
Molecule: messenger RNA, 2541 nt
Organism: Cololabis saira (Pacific saury)
Lineage: Eukaryota; Metazoa; Chordata; Actinopteri; Beloniformes; Belonidae
Gene: p3h1
Product: prolyl 3-hydroxylase 1
Exons: 15
Biological process (GO): collagen metabolic process
Cellular component (GO): endoplasmic reticulum
Molecular function (GO): iron ion binding; L-ascorbic acid binding; protein binding
Source: RefSeq, a predicted model, not a curated record